AACACCUAAUGAUAUGAUCAACUGGUUGAAUUAUACUCUGAUUCCGUAUUUGUUCCUCGAACGUGAUGAACAUGGCGCAGUAGCGAACUGGACAGAGAGACAAUUCACGAAGGAUUACAUUCAUUAUAGACUGGGACCACCAAGACUGCGACAACUGCGAACGAAAAACGGUACGUGCAACAUUCCGUAUAUUGGUUACAUGACUUGUUAUGGCGAAUAUAUCAUAUGGAAUGAGGAGGACGAGGAUUAUUGCAUUGGAUGGAAAAGGAAACCAUGUAAGAAAACAGAGCUUGCUUACAACCUAUCAUCGGAUGCGUGGACGUUCACUUCAGCUUUAGACAACUGGGGUUUACCCUGGCCGGGCUACUACACUACAUAUGGUGGCGGAGGUUACAUAGCUUCACUUCAUGUGAAUUUAAAUUAUUCAAUCGAUAUUAUGAGCGAAUUGUACCGUAAUUUAUGGAUGGAUCGACAGACGAGAGCUGUUAUUGUCGACUUUACGCUAUAUGCUGCGGCAACAAAUAUUUUCGUCUACAAUAUAUAUGUUAUUGAGUUUCCACAAACCGGCGGGGCAUUCACGUCCUUUUCAACAUAUCCAGUACGCGCUUACCCUCAUCAAGGUACGUCUGGAGCAUGGAUCGUGGUGUGCGAAGUUUUGUUUGUGAUUUAUCUGGUUGGUUUGUUCGGCAAAAUAUGUCUCCGAAUAUACCGUCAACGUUGGGACUACUUCGUACAAUUUUGGAGAGUAUAUGACCUUGGGAUCCUUCUUGUUGCAGCUAUAGUACUGUUCACCAUUCGUCUUGAAUUUUCAUUUGAAACUAUCCAAAAAUUCAAGCAAGAUAAGAAGCUGUUUGUGAACUUUAUUCACAUCGUGUUUUGGGACCAGCUCCUUGUAUUUUUCCUAAGUGUGUUAGCGUUUUUGGCAACCUUAAGAAUGAUGGAGGUAUUUUCAACACUAAAUAAGGUUAGAGCAAUUGUGGAAAUCUUUAGUCAAUGUGGAAAAGAUCUGUUUUGGUAUGGUUUGACAUUUGCACAAAUUUUCAUUGGAUUUUGUGGCUUCUCUCUUCUACUGUUUGGAUCGAAGCUUGCGUCAUACAGAAAUAUGUACCAGUGCAUGGGGACUUUGUUUAUUGCAAUGAUUGGAAAGAGUAAAUUUACAGAAAUUAACGAAACACAGCCACUCUUGGCGAAAUUUUUCUUCAUGUUAUAUGUUUUAGUGGUUGUUUACUUCAUCUUGACAAUAUUUCUUUCGAUUCUUGGAGCGAGUAUCGACCAGGUGGUUCAAGGCAACCGUAAAAGUUCAGAGUACGACCUUAUUACAUUUCUGAUGCAGAAUUUCAAGGCCCUCUUAUUUACACCUAGACGUACAAGACAAGUAAAGGAUGUUCAGAACUAACCAUAGCGGACUCGCAUUUUGCAAAGGCGUAAAUAUAUUCAGCUAAGACCAUAUCGUGGAAAUAUAUAUUAAAUACAGCCUGGACUUACAGAAAAAGAGAUAGAUGUUAGAAUAAAUCGCAAAGAUUCCCAAGAAACGUCAAGCAAAGACAAAAGCAUAUUAACUGUAUUAAAUCAAUGUUAGAAUAUCCAGCAACUGAUAAUUACCAUUUUGUAGUUCCAUGAUGACUUUGAUAUUCAUUGCAAUUUUGUCUACAAUUUAAAUUGUGAACAUGCCAAUUCUAUUGUUUUUAACGUUCGUAACUUGAAAUGAUCUGUUUCAGUUUGCGACAUUGAAAUUGCACUCUACCGUGUGUGAGAGAGAUUUUGUCAAGUGUUAUUUUCGAGCGUAACAUGUGCUUCUACUUUUCAUUUUUAUGACCUUGGCAUUUGUAAACUCCCCAACGUUGACCGAUAAUUGCCCACCGACUGCACUGACAUCAGACCAGAAAGCAAAUGCCACUGUAUAUGUUACAAUGUAUACCCUACCACUAGGUAUACUAUAAGAACCAUGGUUAUGAACGAGAAAAUGCACUUACCCAUUUCAAUCGUACAUUUCUCACCUAACACGAGCAUUUCGAUGAAUGGGUACCAGGUAUAUUGAUCAAGCGGUUGUGAACCAGUCACAUUGUCUCAAUAUGUCUUACUGCAGAGAUACUCCGCAAAAUUUUUUGCUUUUGUCAACCUUGCAAAAAAUCUUGCGUGAACUUCCCUUCCGGUCACAGCAGUGUGCAAGCAAGAACGUGUACGGUGAAAUAUAAACAAAUAAAACCAGAGAGCAAAAUAUUCACAGUUAUACAAUAAAUGUAAUAAUAUAAUAAUAAAUGAUGACUGAAUUUCAUCUUAAAAAUGAUAUUGAAUUUGAAGACACAUUGGUACACAUUUGUAUUGUUUAUUGAAUUCACAGUGCGCAUUUAUACUACAUAUGCACACUUUUGCGUACGAGUGUAGUUUAACGACGACUGACAUACAAUUUCACAUCAACCAAUCAGAAUAAUUUUGUAAUCUAGACCGGAACUUCAUUAGGGAAGUUUUUUCUGUAGCGUUGAUGAAACUAUUAACUACGCGUUGUUUCUCUGAGAUGAGAACUACUGAAGUAAUCUGAUCGGUACACAAUUAUUAUACCAGAUUUAUAUAGCGCCCUUUUCAUGAUAAACACGUUCAAAGGCGCUUUAGAGCAACUGCAGCCACACAGGGCGCGAAAUCAUCCUCUACUAGUACAGACACAGAGCGAUCUGACCAGAGGGACAGAGUGAGACAAAGCCCCCACAGAGAGAUCAGAAAUCAGAUACAGGCUUGUCCGGCUAACUUAGCCUAGCUCGUUGCGAAUAGACAGCCUGGUUCUUUAACGUGCCCAGUGUAUAGCAUUGAUACACGCAAGGAUUGCCUGGGUUCCUGACCAGUACACCUCUAGCUGGGUGGGAAACACUGAAAAGCGUUUCUGAAAAUUCCCGAGUAGCUGCCGGGGAUCGAACCCCGACCUCAGGAUUGGAAGGCCAGUGUGCAAACCACUGAGCUAUCCGUCCACCCUGGAAGACAAGUUACCACAUGUUCAAUAUGCACAGAGCAUAUUUACCAAGCUGCGCGUUUUAGAUGAGAAAUAAAAUGGGUUAAUAUAUCUUCCAUUUCAUGACCAUGUUUCUUAUAGUAUAACUUAGGGUAAGGUAUAACAUGUAUAGUGGAAUUUUCUUCUUGGUCUGGUUCCAGUGGCCGAUUGUCAUCCAUUUUUCACAAUCUGUUUGUUUACACUAGAAUCCAAAUUUCUAGAUCAAUUUUAUUUACACGUAGAUACAAUGAAAUGGUCUUGGAAUGUCUCGGUCAAAUCUAAUACAGUGUUUAUGUUUUUAGUUGAUUUCAGUUAGAGUAUUGGCGAGACCAGACAUGUAAGAUAUGCUUGUGCUCUUGAAUUGGUUUGUUACCUUAUAUAUUUAUGUUAAGUAUGUUGUACUUCAAUUGUGUCUCUGUGUCAGCAACCUUGUCAAAUGGCAUUUGUGCUUAUUGCCUCACAGCCUACAUUUUAUAUUGAGACUUUGGAGUUGCCCACAUUUGAUUUAUUUAAAAUGAUCACUUAUGUGUAUUAUCUACAACGUUGUCUUACCAUUACUUCCCUCUUGUUUGUUUGGUAUUGUCUGGAAUUGUUUUCAAUUAUAUACUGGAUGCCCUACGUAGCCAACCGGUGUCUUCCGAUCACAUACUCUUCACCUGUGAGUUUGAAACAUUACUUGGUUUGUAGAAAGAAGGGUUCGAAACAUGUAGAACUCUUUCAUGUAAGAAAGCUAUCCAACUGGCUUACCAAAGGUCUUUAGUUCUACAAAUGUCCCCGCCCGUGACGAAAUCAGUUCAAGAGGGGCAUCUUGGGUCUUCCUUCAUCAUAAAGACUAUGACUUAAACUAUGUCGGCGUCAAGUUAAAUCUAAACAAAAAUGCAUUGUGUAUUGUGAUCAUGAUUUCCCAUCUGCCUUGUAGUUCUUUUAUUUCCGAUUUUUGUGUUUUGUCAACAAUGUAACCUUGAUAUUUUUCUUUUGUUGUGAUGUGUAUUUUUUUUAAAUUUGACAUGUAUUUUGUAUUGUUCUCCUGGUUUGGGCAGUUUCAUCUAUUACAUUGAACAUUGCUGUGUAUUUAAAAUAUUGACAUCUGUUUUCACUGUAUGUUGUAACCAUGUAGAGUUAAUAUUUGUAUCAGUUUUCAUUGUGACUUUGACAAUAACCCCUUUUGUGCAUUUUCUGCUUUUGCGUAAUUGGUCUUGUAUAUUGUGGUGGUGAUUUAGUUCGUAUAAUCUAUCUCUACUAUAUCAUGAUUUAUAAUGCGAACCUAUAUCCUAGCGAAUCUUACGUAUGGGAAAGUCAACUGUUCUGAAUUUAAUAAUAUCCCUUAAUGCAAACUAUCUCUAUAUGUUCAGUGUGUCCUCGAGAUCCAGUUUACCAUCAGAAAGAGAGGAAAUAUAUCUUCACUGGUCCCAAUCAGUUAAAAAGACUAAAACGUCACUUCUAAUUUAUGAUACAUUAAAACGGAGAUUUGAGUAAAUAUAUGCAAAUGUUGAACCAGUACGAAUGUGUAGUACAAUUUGGGUUCGUAUAUAAAGCAGCAGCGAAACUAAUCUUACUGGAUUAGUGGACUUGUGGCAUGUGUGUGUUCAUUCGUACUGCUAGGCGCCUUGCCGUAAUUGGUCUGUUAUAUUGUGGUGGUGAUUUAGUUCGUAUAAAUUCUCUUUACUAUACAUAUAUCUAUAUUCCGUGAAUCUAUAAUGCAAUUUACCAACUGCGAAAAUGUACUAGAAUAGUUUGCUAGUUAUUGUUCCUGCAAAUACAGCAUGAUUUAUUAUGAAAAUUUAUGUUUUUCAACAUUUGUAUAUUUCUAAACAUUUGUUAUUUGAUUUAUAAAUUUCAU
Mercenaria mercenaria is the source of this 4820-nucleotide messenger RNA. RefSeq names its product polycystin-2-like. The record is from RefSeq and is a predicted model, not a curated record. Bases 14 to 1396 code for a protein of 460 amino acids. Lineage: Eukaryota; Metazoa; Mollusca; Bivalvia; Venerida; Veneridae. Gene Ontology annotation, cellular component: membrane. The transcript is spliced from 4 exons. Gene Ontology annotation, molecular function: calcium ion binding; calcium channel activity. Gene Ontology annotation, biological process: detection of mechanical stimulus.